Messenger RNA from Lachancea fermentati, 594 nucleotides. Lineage: Eukaryota; Fungi; Ascomycota; Saccharomycetes; Saccharomycetales; Saccharomycetaceae. The record is from the annotation of a GenBank genome assembly.
AUGGACCAGUCGACUGUGACAUUUUUAGCAGUAAUCGUGGUGGCCUUUGUGCUAUUAAAAUGGUUUGUGCAAUCCGAAUCUCAUCCAUCCGCACAACAUGCAGAUCCAAUUCGUUCAAGUGCGACGACAACUGCUCGCGCGCAGUCAAACGCCCCAAGGAGGCGUGCUAGAAGAAGAGUCACCGAUGAUAUGAUCGAAGUGGUCCAAAGUCUGGCUCCGUACUUGCAUAGAGAACAGAUAAGAUACAGUCUUGAGCAAACAGGUUCCGUGGAAGCCACCGUGGAGAUAUUUCUAAGAGGCGAGGAAUUGCCGUUCCCUCCGGGAUUCAGCCACGAAUCCUCAUCAGAAGCACAAAGUUCCACACACACAAGUGAGCGAACUCCUGAGGCUACCGAUCCAAAAAAGAAGAGUAAUAUCAAGCCUGAUAACCUUCUCUCUAAAUACCACGUCGACAUUAACGACGAUUUUACCGGAACUGCGUACCUCGACCUCUCGCUCGAAGAGCGCAAGAAGUUUUUAGUUUGGCAGGCGAGAAAGAAGAUGGAAGAGAAGCUUGCUAAAGAUGAGGACCUUGCUCAUUUGCUAGAUCAUUGA